Chelonia mydas (Green sea turtle) is the source of this 1879-nucleotide messenger RNA. Its product is annotated as cytochrome P450 3A21. Lineage: Eukaryota; Metazoa; Chordata; Testudines; Cheloniidae. Gene Ontology annotation, molecular function: testosterone 6-beta-hydroxylase activity; iron ion binding; heme binding. The record is from RefSeq and is a predicted model, not a curated record. Bases 136 to 1665 code for a protein of 509 amino acids. Gene Ontology annotation, biological process: steroid metabolic process; oxidative demethylation. The transcript is spliced from 13 exons.
UAGAGGCCACUGCGUCAUAUGAGUAGCAGACAAAAUCGUGAAACUCUCUCAUUUUCCCUAGGGCGCUAACCUAAUCCAGGGCAGAGAAGAGAAAAACAAAGUUAGACUGGUCAGCGAGAGGAGUACAGAGCGAGGAUGAGCUUCCUUCCACAUUUCUCCAUUGAGACCUGGGCUCUUCUGAUCACCCUCCUCGCUCUCCUGAUACUAUAUGGGAUCUGGCCCUACAGUUUAUUUAAGAAACUGGGUAUUCCUGGGCCAACACCCCUGCCUUUCUUUGGGACCGUCUUCAAGUGUGACAAAGGUUUAGUGGACUUUGACAAAAACUGCUUUCAGAAAUAUGGGAAAAUCUGGGGGUUUUACGAUGGCAGACAGCCUGUGCUGGCCAUCCUGGAUUCUACACUCAUUAAAACUGUGCUGGUGAAAGAGUGCUACACCACCUUUACCAACCGACGGAGAUUUGGUCCAACAGGAUUGCUGGAGUCGGCUGUCUCCAUCGCUGAGGAUGAGCAGUGGAAGAGGAUUCGCACUGUGCUCUCUCCAACCUUCACCAGUGGGAAGCUAAAGGAGAUGUUUCCCAUCAUGAUGCAUUAUGGGAAGGUUUUGGUGAGAAAUGUUCAGAAGCAAGUGGAAAAGGAUGAACCCAUAGCUGUUAAAGAUGUGUUUGGUGCCUACAGCAUGGAUGUUAUCACAAGCACUUCGUUUGGUGUGAAUAUUGACUCCAUGAACAACCCCCAAGACCCAUUUGUGAAGGAGAUUAAGAAACUAGUGAAGUUUGACUUCUCUUUCCAACUCUUUAUUUUCAUAUAUGUAUUUCCAUUCCUUACUCCUCUUCUUAAGAUGCUGAAUGUGGGCGUUUUCCCAAAUGAUGCCCUGGAAUUCUUCGCACGGUCAAUCACCAAAAUAAAGGAAAAGCGCAAGAGAGACACCCCCACGGACCGAGUGGAUUUCCUGCAGCUCAUGAUUGACUCCCAGAAUUUAAACACCAGUCACGAGAGCAAUGGGUUGGAUCACCCAAAUAAAGUCCUGACUGAUGUUGAGAUUCUGGCACAAGCAAUUAUCUUUAUUUUUGCUGGCUAUGAGACCACCAGCUCCACUCUUGGCUACUUGGCUUACAGUCUAGCUACUCACCCCGAUGUACAGCAGAAGCUGCAGGAGGAGAUAGACUCUGUUCUUCCCAACCAGGCGCCUCUCACGUAUGAUGCCCUGAUGCAGAUGGAGUAUGUUGACAUGACACUGAGUGAAACCCUCAGGCUCUUUCCUUUCGGAGGGCGAAUUGAAAGGGUCUGCAAGAAAGAUGUAGAGAUAAAUGGAGUGACCAUUUGCAAGGGCACUGUCGUUAUGAUCCCAUCCUUCCUUCUGCAUCGUAUGCCAGAAUACUGGCCAGAACCAGAGGAGUUCAGACCUGAAAGGUUCAGUAAAGAGAACAAAGAGACCAUGGAUCCUUACAUGUACUUGCCCUUUGGAGCUGGACCCAGGAACUGCAUUGGAAUGAGAUUUGCUCUCCUCUCCAUGAAAGUUGCUAUCACCAGUCUGCUGCAGAAUUUCAGCUUCAGACCCUGCAAAGAAACUCCGAUACCUCUCAAACUGCUUUCAAAAGGAUUCAUAACUCCAGUGGAACCUAUCAUUCUGAAGUUAGUCUCCAGAACCACAGAAUCGAAGGAGUAAAAUCCAGUGGCGUUUUAUAGCAGCUCUUCAGAGGCCAAUAGCUGCUGUACCAACAGAUGCUGUACACAUUGUUCUGGGAAGCUGAUUUAGACACACAAGAGCUUAAUUCAGAAGACAGUUGCUAAAUAUUCGCAGAAAAGCAUGACUAGAGAGACAGAGAAAGUGGGUGAGGUAAGGAACCAUUAGAAACUGUGCUAACUACUUAUGCUAAACU